AUGACUUUACUGGAUAAUGGCACUUCAGAGAUAAUUAACCCUGAUACGUAUUUUCAAACCCACACACCAUCGCGAACGUUAAUUGAGGAUGAAAUUCGAGUUAAAGAAUUUGUAAAUAAACAUCACGAAGCUGGUAGAAAGAUAGUUUUAGUUACGAGUGGAGGGACUACAGUUCCACUUGAGAAUAAUACAGUGAGAUUUAUUGACAAUUUCAGCGCCGGGACUCGUGGUGCUACUUCUGCUGAAUAUCCUUUUAUCAUUUCUGUUGUUUGGAUUUGCGGUUAUAUAUGGGGUGGCAUUAACAAAAGUGAGGGUGGCAUUAACAGCUCUCCUUAUGAUCCUUAUUUAUUAUUAGUUAAUUCCAAAUAUGCUUCAAAAAUGAAAUUUGUUUUAGAAAAAUAUCAAGAGUUCAAAAAGAAUGAAACUCUUUUACUACUUAAUUUUGUUACUGUGACAGAUUAUCUUUUUCUUCUUCGUAGUGUUACAAAUAUUAUGUCUGUUUUAAAAGAAAAUGCUAUGUAUUAUCUUGCGGCAGCUGUUAGUGACUUUUUUAUUCCAGCCCAAAAAAUGUCUCAACACAAAAUUCAAUCAGAUGGAGGAUUGACUCUAACGAUGGAUCAAGUGCCAAAAUUUUUGAAACCAAUGGUUACGAAUUGGGUUCCUGGUGGAUUUAUCGUUUCAUUUAAGUUGGAGACGGAUCCCGCGCUUUUAGUUGAUAAAUCAAGACUUGCUCUCAUGCGAUACGGUCAUCAAAUAGUUAUUGCAAACCUACUUACUACCAGAAAACGUGAAGUUGUUCUUAUUACUCAAGAUUCUGAAUUCCAAAUUAAAUUAACAGAAGAUGAAAUUGCCGAAGACAAGGAAAUUGAAUCCAAGAUCAUUCCUGAAUUAGUGAAAAGACAUUAUGAAUGGAUUCGCAAUGCAAGUCAUACGGGUUUAUAA
Messenger RNA from Cetraspora pellucida, 942 nucleotides. Lineage: Eukaryota; Fungi; Glomeromycota; Glomeromycetes; Diversisporales; Gigasporaceae. The record is from the annotation of a GenBank genome assembly.